CCGCCGUUGUUGACAAAGACGUCACGGACGAGUUUGUCGGCCAAGGACAGAUCCACGUUCUCAACAGCAGCUCGCUAUCUACCGCCGCCCCGACAGACCGCAUUGGAUGCCUAAACGAGCACGGCAUGCUCACCAUGAGCGAGUGCGCCGUCUUCACGCGCCUUGAUGGGGGUUUUGGGACCUCGGUGAAGCUCUCUACGAGCAGCGGCAACUGCACUUUCAUGAAUCCAAACAUGCCCACCAAUAAGGAUAGCUAUUACGGCAGUGACUCGCAUGCUUGGUCUUGCUGGGACGUCCCCUCGCCCGAGUAUGAUUCGGUGUGGGAGCACUAUUACACAAUUAAAGGCUUCAAGUAUCCCUUCGUUUGCAACGGCAAUAUCAAUUGCUUCUACGACACUGUGGCGCCCCCCGGGCCGUCGCCCGAAGAGAAGGGACAUCCUGUAUGGCAGUUCUUCUGGGGAGCUCAUCAGAUGGACGUCCCCCCUGGACAUUUGCAGGUCAUCUGGCUGUGGGUGCCCGUUGGCUCGUCCUGAGGCACGACAACAAUGAAGGUAGGCAUAUCGAUGAGUGAUGGCCUCCGGGGUUCGCCUAGGCAGUAAGGGGCUGGGACUUGGGAUGUUGACUGCUUGGAAGACCCUGAAUUUCGGCUGAAGACAGGCUGAAUCAAUCACAGUGAACCUCCUCCUAUUCAGUUCAUACUACGGUGUUCCAUAGUAGAGAUGACCCAAUAACAUCCCUUCGAGUCCUGUCAGGCGUUACUUGGCAAUGAG
This is a messenger RNA of Canariomyces notabilis, 770 nucleotides long. RefSeq lists its product as uncharacterized. NCBI's taxonomy places the organism in Eukaryota, Fungi, Ascomycota, Sordariomycetes, Sordariales, Chaetomiaceae. Bases 126 to 533 code for a protein of 135 amino acids. The transcript is spliced from 2 exons. The record is from RefSeq and is a predicted model, not a curated record.